AUGAAUCGUGAUAACGAGGAUAUAAACAGCCGUGAAGGGAAUUUGCGAAUUGUUGCUAGGGCUAAAAGGAAAAGAAAUUCCCAAAUCUUUAAAAGUGAUGAUGAAACUGGCCCUGAUGAUGACAGGGCUCCAAUCAGAACUCUCAUGAAAAGAAGUUCCCAAAUCAUAACUAGUGAUGAUGAAACUAGCUGUGAUGACACGGCUCCGAUUAGCACUCUCGUGAGGUCGAGAAUAGGUCCUGUGGAUGAAGUUAAAGAAGAUUCAAGCAGGCGGAGUUUAAAAAGUGUGAAAAUAGAAAGGCCUGGUGAAAUUAGUGAUGAUGAUGACACCAGUAAUGGGGACAGUGUCCCAAAAAGUGCGAUUAAGACACGAUAUAGGUCUAAGCGUACAAAAGGUUCCGUGGAUGAAGUUAAAGAAGAUUCAAGUAGGUGGGUUGGUAAGAUUAGUGAUAAUGAUGAUGAGAGUAGUUAUGAGGGCAGUGUUCCAAAAAGUGUGAUUAAGACACGAUAUAGGGCAAAGCGUACAAUAGGUUUAGCCAAAGAAGAUGCAAGAAAGCGACGCCUAACAAGGCUUAGAAAAACAGAAACGAAAAAUGAACAGGACGAUAAAAACAGUUUUGACCUGAACAAGAGCGUUUGCCUUAAAGAAAUUAGUUCAAGUGAUGAUGGGGAAGAUAAUGAGGCUCUAGAGGACGAGGAAGAUGAUAAUAGUGUAGAGGAUGAUGGAGAUUAUGAGGGUCUAGAAGACGAGGAAGAUACUGAUGGUCCAGAGGACGAGGAAGAUUUUGAUAAUGAACAGGAUGAGGAAGAUAGUGAUGAUUUAGAGGACAAGGAAGAUUUUGAUGGCGAACUGGACGAGGAAGAUAAUGAUAGCGUAGAUGAAGAUGAUGAUGGUGAUGGUGAUAGUACUAAUAAAUCGGAGAAUGCAAUAAUUGAUAGUGAAGGAAAUUUGGGAAUAAUUUUAAGUGCUAAAAGGAAAAGAACUUCCCUAAUCUUCACAAGUGAUGAUGAGACUAGCUGUGAUGACAAAGCUCCAAUUAGCACUCUCAUGAGGUCGAGAAUAGAUUCCGAGGAUGAAGUUAAAGGAAAUGCAAGUAGGCAGAGUUUAAGGAGUGCAAAAACAAAAAGGGCUGGUAAGAUUAGUGAUGAUGAUGAUGAGACUGAUUAUGAGGGAAGCGCGCCAAAAAACACGAUCAAGACACGAUAUAGGUCUAAGUGUAUGACAGGUUUUGAGGAUGCAGGGAAGCGAAACCUAUGA
Molecule: messenger RNA, 1257 nt
Organism: Erigeron canadensis
Lineage: Eukaryota; Viridiplantae; Streptophyta; Magnoliopsida; Asterales; Asteraceae
Product: acidic leucine-rich nuclear phosphoprotein 32-related protein 1-like
Exons: 1
Coding region: 1-1257 (418 amino acids)
Source: RefSeq, a predicted model, not a curated record